Molecule: messenger RNA, 3576 nt
Organism: Punica granatum (pomegranate)
Lineage: Eukaryota; Viridiplantae; Streptophyta; Magnoliopsida; Myrtales; Lythraceae
Source: RefSeq, a predicted model, not a curated record
AGAGAGAGAGAGAGAGAGAGAGAGAGAUUGGGGGGAAGAGAGAGAGAGAGAGGAAGAAACAGUCUCUGUUUCCGUUCUCUCUCAUCUCUCCGCCAAAAAAACUCUCUCUGAACAUCGCUUUUCGUGCUGCCAUUUCCCAUUCCUUCCUUCCUUUCUUCCCCCCUCUCUCUCUCUGUGUCAUCCCCGCACGUUCUCGCUCGUCUUCCUCCCUCGAUCGGUUCUUCGCCACAAGGUAAUCUCCACCUCCGCCACCAGCGUCUCUGCCGUCAUUGCUUGUGGAGUAAUCUCUGUGUCGCUCAUUGCCAGUCUGAUCAAUGCCGGUCAUUGCAGACGCUUGAGGUGCGUGGCUGCUGACCGGGCUGCUCGCUGACACGACGACGCCGCCGCCGCCGCCGACCAUGGCUGCUCGCAGCAACGAACCGUCUCAGGGAGAUGGAAGCAUCCCUCCGCCUCCACCUGGACCGGGACCAGGGCCGCCUGAUCAUCAAGCGUCCUCCCGUGCUGGCAAUAAGGUAUUUAAGAGCGGGCCGUUGUUUCUGUCAUCCAAAGGUAUUGGAUGGACAUCAUGGAAAAAGAGGUGGUUCAUUUUGACUGGUACAUCAUUGGUCUUCUUCCGAAGUGAUCCGAGUGCUAUUCCCCAGAAGGGAAGUGAAGUAAAUCUGACCCUUGGUGGUAUUGACCUCAACAAUUCAGGCAGUGUGGUUGUGAAAGCGGACAAGAAGCUCUUGACUGUGGCUUUUGCAGAUGGCCGUGAUGGAAGAGCCUUCACUUUAAAGGCAGAGACUCUGGAGGAUCUAUAUGAGUGGAAGACUGCACUUGAGAAUGCGUUGGCUCAGGCACCGAGUGCUACUCUUGUGAUGGGGCAGAACGGUAUCUUCAGGAAUGAUCAGGCUGCUCCAGUCGAUGGGUCUACAGAACAGUUGAAGGAUAAGCAGCCUAUGAAGUCAAUGGUCAUCGGCAGGCCAAUUUUGCUUGCUCUUGAAGAAGUUGAUGGGACUCCAUCUUUCUUGGAGAAAGCCCUUAGGUUUAUGGAAGAGUAUGGAAUCAAAGUAGAAGGGAUCUUGCGACAAGCUGCGGAUGUGGAUGAUGUAGAGAAUCGAGUUCGGGAAUACGAGCAGGGAAAAACUGAAUUUUCUCCUGAAGAGGAUCCACAUGUUGUUGCUGAUUGUAUAAAGUAUAUUCUUCGUGAGAUGCCGUCAUCUCCAGUCCCAGCAUCAUGUUGCAAUGCAUUGCUUGAAGCCUGUCGAGUUGACCGUGAACAUCGAGUCAAUGCCAUGCGCACAGCAAUAUGUGAAACAUUUCCAGAGCCAAACCGCUGCCUACUGCAGAGAAUCCUCGUUAUGAUGCAAACUGUGGCUUCUCAUAAAGCUGAGAAUCGAAUGAGCUCUUCGGCUGUGGCAGCUUGCAUGGCACCUUUACUUCUACGUCCUCUUCUAGCUGGUGAUUGUGAACUUGAAAAUGAUUUUGAUGUGGGAGGUGAUGGUUCUAUGCAACUUUUGCAAGCGGCUGCUGCAGCAAACCAUGCUCAAGCUAUUGUUGUAACCUUGCUGGAGGAGUAUGACAAGAUCUUCGGGGAAGGUUCUAUGUCACCUGAACUGUACUCGGAAACAGAAGAUAGUGGAAGUGAAAGUGAGGAGGCAACUGAUGAUGAUGAAUCCUAUGAGGAUGAGGACCCCGAUGAUGGAAGCCAAUAUUCUGAAAUAUACACCGACGAUGAAACUGAAAAUGUAUCUAGUCGAAGCAACAGUAGGAGUUAUGAUGAUGAAGGCAGCACCCAUACUGGCAAAACGGAUGGUGAUGGUAGUACCUCAGGCUCCCACCACUCCUCUGUAGCAGUUGACCAUUUCAAAGAAAAUGAUGAACUAUCGCCAAGUGCACAUCAGACGUCAUUAUUGCAGCGUGAUCAAUCACAGAAGACUAAUAACCUUGCUAGUCAUCAAGGGAGCAGGAGUCUAGAGGAGCAGAAGAAUAAUGAACCGACCGAAACAUUAGGAGAUACUCCAGCAACAAGCCAAGUCCAAAAUUCAGCUGCUACUUCUAGCAUGAGCAAAUCUACAACUAUAGCCAGCGGACAAAUACCAAGUUCCAGGCGUCCAGCUGUUUGGGGGCGUACACCUGCAAAGAAGAACCUUUCUAUGGAGUCCAUUGACAUUUUUCUCGAUGAUGAAGCUGAAAUCCAGAAGCUUGAGAAUGCAAAGGAGGACCUCAGGAACAGAAUCACUGAAGAGGCUAAGGAGAAUGCAGUUCUUCGUGCCAAUCUAGAAAAUCAAAAGAUCGCAGUGCACGAGCGCCGCCAAGUUCUGGAGCAAGAGGUGGCAAGACUACAGGAACAGUUGCAAAAGGAGAAAGAUCUCAGGAGAGCCCUGGAAGCAGGGCUUAAAGAACCACGGGGACCUAUACCUUGUUCAGCUAACAUUGAUGAAAAGGCAGAUCUUGAGGAUUUAGCUAAAACACAGACAGACAUCAACAAUUUAAAGCAAAAGGUGGAUGAUCUUGGAGGGCAACUUAACAGACAGCGUGAUGAAAACCAAGCUUCUAUUCGUGAUCCAGGCAAUCAACCACAACAAUGUGGGGAUGAUCAUGGGAAAGUGAUGAGCAAAACCGAUGAAACAAAGACUGCGGACACUCCAUGUCCUGCUGAAAGGUCAAACAGUAGUAAGCGCUCAAAUUCGGACGGAACGCAAACUGAGAAGAAGAGGAUGGACCAACCUUCAACUCAGCAGCAGCAACUGGAUUCUGUAGGCAGUGUGAAGUCCCGAAAUAUUGACCAAUCAGCAAAUUCUUCAGCUGCGGAUUCUGGAUCCGGAAAGCCCUUUCCUCCCCUUUCUUCGAAAAAGUCCGGUGCAAGGGGUGAGGGAACAAACUCAACAGCUUCUGCGCUGAGUAAGUUGACCAACCGGUUGAACUUUUUGAAGGAGCGGCGGACACAAAUCACCAAGGAGCUCCAGAGCACAGACAAGAGCCAAAACUUGGAUAAAGGCCGGAGCGCAGACAUGUCCACUGGCUCAGGAAGUAGCAACCAAGAGGACAAGAGAGGAACUGAAGAUACUCCCUCUAAUCCCGACAAGUCUAGGAAUCCAGAUACCCAGGAGGAGCUGAACAGGGGACGAGCAUCGGAUCAAGGGCAAGCUGACAGGACUCUAGAACUGUCAAUCCCUUCGAGGACAGACUCCAGAUCAUCAUGACGGUCAAGCAGACGGGACACUUCCCGAAUAUCCAAAUGUUUGAAAUCACAAAUUGGAUCCUGGGAUGCAACAGGGUCGAUGGUCGCAAAAGGAAAGUUGAAAGUUUCUGAGAUCAGCAAGCAACCGCCUCAUUCAUGUGUAAUCUGCAUACAUGGCUUCAAUCUCAAGGGCUAUCAAUCGAUAACAAUUCAUAGUUCUGUUGAAGUUCAAUUCUUGUCGUCUAUCUAUGCCACAGAAGCUGCAUCUCUGCUGGCGGCGGCAUUUUCGGGGCCAAAUGCUCUUUCCAUUUACAAUUCCACGACGAGGAAAAAUGUUAAUGUGCUAUCGCUUCGGUUCUGGAUCUUACAUUGAUUUCUUUUCCCCAUGCAAUUUUUGCUCCUUUCGCUCUGUC